Messenger RNA from Amyelois transitella, 2259 nucleotides. RefSeq lists its product as uncharacterized. The transcript has 4 exons. Gene Ontology annotation, molecular function: protein binding. The record is from RefSeq and is a predicted model, not a curated record. Lineage: Eukaryota; Metazoa; Arthropoda; Insecta; Lepidoptera; Pyralidae. The coding region runs from base 230 to 991 and encodes 253 amino acids. Gene Ontology annotation, biological process: signal transduction.
AACAAGUUUUCGUUUUUUACAGAACUAGUUAUAUUUUGUUUUGUGGUUUCUUUUUAUAUUUUACUAAACUUGAAUUUGUUUUGGGAAAAUCAAGGAAAACCUAUCCUGAAUAUCACUUGUGUCAUAACAGAGCACUUAGUCAACUACUAGAUAUAAGUCACUUGUUAUCUUACACAUUCUUUGUCCUUACGUAUUGGUAAAUACCACGGGUAAAUACCUACCUGGAACAAUGACAAGUGUUACUUCUCGUUUCCUGGAUUUGAUUCGUCGAAAUCUUAAAUCAGAUGCUGUUCCGAGGCCCCCUCGUCCAAGUACAGAAGAGAAUGAAGUGCCUGAAGAAAAUCCCCCUUCAAAUGAUAGCACGGCUGACAAUGCUUCGCAGGAACCUGACGAAAUCUUGAUAGAAGAUAAUGAUAGCAAUACAGAAGAUGGACCAAAAGUGAAAAGUUCAUUUUUCAAAAAUAAGAAAAAGUCAGAUUUUAUGGGCUCAAAACCUAAGAGUGAAAAUAUUGAUCCUAAUAAGCCAGUAACAGUUAAUACUCAAGCAACGGGACAUGUUGUGACCAUAGUCAAUAGCAAAGGAACACACUGGGGCAACAAUUAUGUCUAUCAUCUGGGCUCCAAGAAGGCUACUGUGGAUGCUGACUCGGAUGAUGAAGUGAUACAGAAGGACAAUCUCAUUGUCUUGGUAUUAGAAGCUAAAGAAGAGAUUGAACAUGACUACCUAGAUUUCAUUGCAAAGAACUUAGGAAGAAAAUGGAAAAGCUUUUUCAGAAGUUUGGGCUACACAAAAGGAUCAAUAGAAACUUUCGAGCAUGAUGAAAUCAAAAAUGGAUUAGCUGAGGUACGCUACAAGAUCCUCUUGGAUUACCAGCGCAAUACUGAUGACCCUUCCCUUGGCUACCUAGCUAACAAACUGUGGGAAGAAGGUGAAAGGGAGGUGGUCAAAGGACUAUCUAUUAUUUAUAAGAGGAACAAAAAGAAAUUAUAAUCUACUAACUCUUGUGCGGGGAUACCCUCCCGUAGGAAUUUCAUUAAAAAAGUAGCCUAUGUUACUUCUUAAUGGUUUUUUUUUAUCUCUGUGUCCAAAUUUCGACAAAAUAGUUUUUGUUUUUUUUUUCGUUACAAACAAAAAUACAAUGUUAUUAUAUUAGUAUGGAUUUUUGUGAUAAAAAGCUAAAAGUACCUUAAAAAUAUAUUUACAUUGGAGCAGUUAAUAUGGCAAAAAAAAAAGAUAAUAGCAUUUAUUUACAAAAAGCAUUGCUCCAUUAUUAUUAUUCCAUUUUAUAUACAAUUUCUUAAAAAAAAAUUGGAGAGAUGAAUUAUUUGUUACAACAUAAAAGUACAUUCCUUUUGUAUUGAAAUUUUUAAAUUAGUUUUAAGAUAAACUUUAUUUAUAAUUAAAAACACAUUGUGUAAAGUGUAUAGCUAAACUAAUAUUCGUUCCGCAAUGUUACUUUUCUUUUUGAGAGUUAGUUUCAACUUUUGAUUGAGAUGUGCCUUUUAAGGAUAAAAAUUGCAUUGUGUAUAUUUAAAAUAGCGAAUUUAACGAUCACAGUUUUUUCUCUUUGCAUCCUUAGCUAUUCGCUCAUUACAUGAAAGCGGUACUCAAGAUUAAGCGGUUUUUACGCGGUUUGUUAUGCCUUAUAUUAUGUUAUAUGACCACUUUUAUAAGUAACCCUGAUGUACCUGCGCAAAAGGAAAAUUUUUGUAUAGCAAGAAAAUAUUGAGCCUAUCAGAGCACGCCAUUUGAACGAGCAAACUGAACUGUCUGCUAUCAUGAGAUAGCAGGAGAAAUUUUGUUUUUGGUUUUUAAGCUAACUUUAAUGUAGGUACUUGUAAUAAGGUGUAAAGGAAUAUUACCGAUGCGACUUAUAAAAGUGAUAGUAUUGUACUGUUUUUAAUGACCAGUUACUAUAUAUAUUAUUCAUAUUAUAUUUGGUCCAAGAUAUAUAUUAAGUUUUGAUGAUUAUACCUAUGUAUUAUGGUUAAAAUAUACGACAAUACCUAAUUAUAAGAUAUUUUGUUAGGUUUAAGAAAUUACUUUUAUGCAAUUUUUAUUAAAAAUCACUACUUUAGUCAUUAUAACGACUGAUAUUGCAACAUCAUAUUUACCAAGAUUAAAACAUCACAAUUAUUCAAAACAUUGUUAACAAAUUAAUUUAUUAUUAUAUGUACAUAUAUUCUAGUCAUUAUAUAAAUUUAUAUCACGGUUGCAAUUAGUAAUGAAUUUUAAUUGUUUCAAUAUUUGACAGUUCU